Molecule: messenger RNA, 1394 nt
Organism: Chara braunii
Lineage: Eukaryota; Viridiplantae; Streptophyta; Charophyceae; Charales; Characeae
Source: the annotation of a GenBank genome assembly
GCACGACGCUCGAUAUUGGUGUUCGCGAUGGGAUACUGCAUGAAUGGCGGUGCUCUGAGGAUGGUGUGGGUGUGUGAUGGAACGUUCUUCUUGGACGUGCGCAAUGAGUCUUCGCGAAAUGUCGCCGGUGCGCGUGAGGUGUGUGACGUCCGGGGACGGGGCGAUGGGUCUUGGCGGUGCGAGGGAUCUCGCCGCGAAGGUUUGCUUGGGGAGUCGCCAUUUCCGACGUUGCUUGGUGGCGGGGUUGCGAAUGGUUGGAAAAGGCCUCGGGAUCGAAGCAAGCGCAAUUUGCCGGUUGACGAAGUGCGGGGGGGAGGAGCGACCCUGAAAAGGCAAAGAAGGGAAGGAGGAAGUGGUCGGACGUCGACGACAAAAGAGCGCGGUUCCGUUGAGAAGAGGAAAAGGGUUGGAGGGGGGGAUAAUACGCUGAAAGACUCCUCGACAUGGCGAAGAACCGGUGAGUCCUCCGCGAAGAGGUUGAAGUCGACGAAGGAGAAGAAAGCAGAUGAGGGCGACACCGGGGAGGGGGAUGAUGGCAUGGAACUGAACCUAAAUACAUUUAACCUCGACAAAGUGUUCUUCCUGGAGAUGAAGACGGGGGUGCAAAAGGACGUUGUGUUGCAUGUCCAUCCCGAAAAAAUCUUGCAUAUUCCAGACUUGGAAGACGCAUACAACCACCGAUCCUUGGACGAGUUCCUCGUGGAUACCAUCGAGGAUGCUGUGAUCGACUACUACGAACGUCAAGACAUGAGAUAUACAAAGUCGACUUUCAUUUUGGCACCGAUCGUCACGCCACUGGUGAAGGACAAACCUGUUGUGCGAGUGCUGCCUCAAGACUUCGACGCCUCACACCCCGAGAAAUAUUGGUAUUAUCCUGUGUGUGGUCAGCAUAACGCGAGAGCGGCAAUGAAGGUGAAAGACCAUACCGUGUUCAAUUACUACACCUUCUGUGAAUGGCCAUUCAGACCAAUUUACUUCCCAGAUGACGAGUUCGACGGCUACGCCCAUGUCAGUUGCGAAGACAACCUGAAAGACAAGAAUAAUUCACCGAGGUUGCAGAUUUUGUCCAUGCAGGACAUUCGCAAUAUCUGGAAAAUUCAGGGGAGACCGCGUGUCAUCCUCGGUAAUGCGUCCAAGAAAAAGGAGGAGGUGCGUAAGUGGACUCAGAUCAUGGGCUUAGCAAUGAAGAAGACACCGUACACCCCUUUGUGGGGCUUGUCAAUGGAAGAAAAGAAGAAAAAGGAAUGGGCCGAGAAACUUCGGUACUACCUCCCACUGGCCAUGGCUGACGAGUCGGUCUUCGAGUUGGCGGAGAAGGUCUACGACUAAUGGUCGAAAGGAAAACUUAUGGCUUUCGACGGUCAGCGUUGGACUGAAAAGUCACCGACCCAUGC